Messenger RNA from Octopus bimaculoides (California two-spot octopus), 865 nucleotides. Its product is annotated as matrilin-1. Lineage: Eukaryota; Metazoa; Mollusca; Cephalopoda; Octopoda; Octopodidae. The record is from RefSeq and is a predicted model, not a curated record.
UUUUUCUUCUUUUUAUUUAGGUUUUUCAGUUUGUAAGAACAUGAGAGCUGAGAUUGUCUUCAUAAUUGAUGGUUCCGCCAGUAUUUACCCGAAAGAUUUCAAGAAACAAAUAGAAUUUCUGGAAAGCUUUGUAGAUCAUUUUACAAUCGGAAAGAAUGAUGUGCGAGUUGGUGCCGUAACGUUUGGCGAUAAGAUUAUUAUGGAUAACACUUUCGGUUUGACUCAAUACACCAGUAAAGAUCGACUGAAAAGUGGCUUAUCCCAGAUUGAUUUCAGAUACAAAGACGGUUCAAGUACACAAACGUAUUUAGCCAUCAAAUAUGCUCGCGAAACACUGUUCAGAGACGUCCGACCUGAAGUUAAGAAAAUAGCUAUUGUGAUCACGGAUGGGAGAUCGACGAUACCGGAGAAGACAGACGAGGAAGCGAGAAAGAUGAGGAAAGAUGGAAUAGUGAUAUUGGCCAUAGGUGUGGGAAAAUAUGCUUCAAAUGAAGAAUUACGUGUAAUCACUAACAGAAAGGAUUAUGUUUUCAUGAUAGAUAAAUAUUCCCUGUUGAAAGAAAUUCAACACAAACUGAGCGAAAUAACCUGUGAACAUACAGAUCAAGGUUGUAACGGAAAGGUCGACAUAAACUUCGUGUUCGACUCUUCUAGUAUGGGUUACGAAGAGACAAACACUGUUACUACCUUCAUCAUGGAUUCAAUCGUAUACGAGAAUUUUUCUGAGCAAAACCUCAGGUUUGGAACGAUUACUGGAAAGUGCCAAGCAACGAAAAGUAAGUAUAAAGCAAACUCGUUAUUGAUGACCUUUAGGGACAUUGUAUUUCGUUACGAAUCCAUGAUAUACUAAAAUGUAUAUCAAACG